AUGUCUAAUCAGCAGACAGAUGAGGCCUGGAAUCCAAACUCUUAUGACCAGGGCUCAGCAAAUGUAAACCAUUCCAUGUUGAAUUUGAAUGAUGACUACGCUAAUAUACUAAGUAAUUUGGCCCAUGGUACUCCACCUGCUUUGAAAGAAGGCUCCGAAACAACUGGCCAGAAGUCGCAGAAAACGUCGGCAUCUCCCGGGGCAUCAAAUGCUCGCUCAAACAUCAGUAACGAGAAACAGCCCAAUCUGGAUUUGUUACUCCAACACUAUCAGGAGCUAUUCAGUCGUUCUGGUCAUAGUAACAGCAGUGCGAAUAACAAAACUAGCGGCGACACAUCGAACGGAACGGAACAGGGUCCAGCUCAAGAUUCCCUAAAUGCCAACCAGCCAUCAAACAACAAUUCUAACACACUCGCAAAUCUUGAACAGACUUCUGUAAUAGCAGAAAAACCGUGUGAUCAUUGUCGUCGAAGACAAAUCAAAUGCGUCAUAGUUCCGGAUUUGACUAAUUGCGUGCAAUGCGAAACCAAAGGCAUAAAAUGCGGCUACUCUAACUCGCCCGCUUCACAUCAAGGGCCUGAAAUGUCCCGGGAUAUCUCCAAGCGUAACCGUGUGGACGAAAAUGUAAACGUUCACGAGCUUUUGAAGCGCACUAAACCCAACAACAACAUUGACCCAGUCUCUGAAAAUUAUACAGAUAUACUUCUCAGUCUUGACCACACAGCGCACGAGAAACAAAAGCGGAACUCUGAUAAAUCCAGUAUUUCUGGUGUGGGUAAUCUUUCGAGCCCCUACAUGAUGUUCGAUUCUCCUGGGCAUAUCGAAGCAGCUAAGAGUUCAGCAAACAGUGUUCUGACUGGUAACUCACCUUCAAAUUUGUCUGUUGGGACUAAUUUUAAUGGUGGGCAGCAGAAGCUUCCUCACGUACCGCCGCCCAUCCAAUACCCACGCUCCUCAUUCUACGUUGGACCGACAUCCGUCUUUGACAUAAAUCUGGUAAACCAGGUCAAACUAGAUAAGAUUGACCAGGUACAACUGUCCAAAACUCUAGCACUACGAAAGGUUGCCCCAGACGUGCAGUUUCUACUCCGAGAUGACCUCAAUCAAUCCCUUUACAUGAAACAAGAACAAGAGGUAGACAUGGUAGAGAAGCUCGUUCAUCCCCAUGGUAAAAUACUCGUUGACAUUUUUUUCAAACUAAUACAUCCUCAAUUCCCAAUUUUGCAUGAACGAGUUUUCCUAGAGAAAUAUUCAAGGUCGUAUCGCGAGCUAACGGCGCCACUGCUGGCAGCUUUGUAUUCCUUAUCGCUGCAGUGGUGGGAUUUCCAUCCUCAGCUUGUCGGAUUUGCAAAACCAGAUGUAACUGAUCAGCUCAAUAAAAUUGCGCUAAGGACAUUUUUCGAUGUGAUUGAGAGGCCAAAACUAAGCAUCAUACAGACCGGUCUCUUGAUCUUACAAUGUCGCAGCGAAAGCUCUAGUAACUGGGCAAUAUGUUCAGAAGUUGUGGCACUGGCCGAAGAUCUAGGGCUUGGUGUAGACUGUCAAGAUUGGAGACUUCCUCGGUGGGAAAGAGGUCUAAGAAGACGGCUGGCUUGGGCGGUGUGGCUGGAAGAUAAAUGGACGUCCAUGAUGGAAGCCAGACACUCGCAUUUGAUUUUGGGCAGAAAUUGGCUGGUUAAAAUGCUCACCGAUGAAGACUUCCCAGCGACCUCGCCAGUGAUCAGCGGCUCUAUGGGCGCUUCACAGUUCAAUGGACAAACACCAAGAGAUGUCACAAGUCCAGUAAUUGAUAAGUCAAUGCUCGACCUUUCUCCUACUGAAGAGGACUUCAAAAACAGCAAAUUAAUGUUUCAAUACAUGAUUUCUCUGAGCAUUAUUUUGGGCGAGGUGCUGGACACAUUUUACACAUUGGGGGCACUCCAAACCGUGACAAAGAUCGAGCAAGUGCUUAAACUUGCGAAGCCUUUGCAGUUAAAGAUGCGCGAAUGGUACCACUCAUUGCCACCACAGCUUUCCAUGAACAACUUAAAGGAAAGAAGAUUUAAUAGCAAUGCCUCCUUGACGCUUUCGUAUUUCGCUGUCGAGCUCACCUUGCAUAGAAAAAUCAUAACUACCUUGAACAGUGAUACUUCUCCAGAGCUCGUUAAGGUAUGUCGAUUAGCAGCAAAAACAAGACUAGUUGCGGCAAUCGAAUUCAUAAGAGACCUCAAAUUCGAGCAUGUCAACUCUUUCUGGUACACCUGCUCCACGGGAAACCUCACUUUGAUUGGAACAUUUUCUGCACUACUGUUCGUUACCGCACCUUCGAAACAAGAAGCAACGAUUUUCAGAGAUUGCCUUAGAAACUAUGUUUGGAUUUUAAGGAUGAACUCUAGAAGCUUUGAUAAGGCGAGACAUGGAUUGGAAAGAAUCCACAUGUUGCUGGCUCAAAUUCCGGGUCUACUCACUGAUGACAGCGCUCGUCAGCAACAACGAGCCAGCGCAAUCCCACCACCUACGUUGUCACCGAUGGCCCACCAGCAAGCAACACAGCCGCCAUACGUUUCUUCGGGCUCGUCUACGCAGAGGCAGUUCAGUCCGCAAUCAGUGGCUAAUCAAUUCAAAGGUUUGCCUUCUGAUAUCAUGCAUCAGUUGGCCAAUAUUCAGGGAAACAUGCCGAUAACAAAUGGAUCAAACGAUAUUCAGGCAGGUAAUGCGCCAGUGAAUGAAAGAAGGGAUGGAGCAGGUGUUCUGAACAAUUCAAAUCGUACAUCACCGGCUGAGUCAUCGCCUGGAGAAAAGGAUUCCUCGAAGAUUGGCGCCAACAUUACAAGCGAAAGCGGUGGAUCGCCAGUCGAUACAGAACAUAUUAAGGAAGAAGUGGAUCGACCCUCAGAUAGAACACCAAAGAUGGCGUCAAAAUCCAAAGUGUUGACACCUCAAAGCAGUACAGGCAUAAACGGGAAAAGUGUUCAGGGUAUUUCAUCUAAUAACGACAACAAUCAAUCCAAUGGCGGGCUUGAACAUCAGGAAGGAAGCUUGCAAGCAUCUCCUACUUCGACAGAGGGGGUACGAGGUAAAGAAAGGAGUCCUGAAAGUGGAGUCUCAUCAAAUGAUUCGUUUUUGGGCGAGAAAAAAGAUGACCAGCCAACACCAGGAAGCCAGCAUGAAGCGGGACCAGAAAAGUCUGCGUUGAAUGAAUCGAGUAGUGCUUAA
This is a messenger RNA of Lachancea sp. 'fantastica', 3195 nucleotides long. The record is from the annotation of a GenBank genome assembly. Lineage: Eukaryota; Fungi; Ascomycota; Saccharomycetes; Saccharomycetales; Saccharomycetaceae.